Messenger RNA from Aspergillus oryzae RIB40, 606 nucleotides. RefSeq lists its product as uncharacterized. Lineage: Eukaryota; Fungi; Ascomycota; Eurotiomycetes; Eurotiales; Aspergillaceae. The coding region runs from base 1 to 606 and encodes 201 amino acids. Gene Ontology annotation, biological process: peptidyl-glutamate ADP-deribosylation. The record is from RefSeq and is a predicted model, not a curated record. The transcript has 3 exons.
AUGGCUUCCAAGGCAACCCAAGGCAGCAUAAAAGAAAUCCAAGGCGAUCUCUUCGACGCGCCAGACGGGGCAGCCUUGAUUCACGCAUGUAACUGUAUCGGAUCCUGGGGUGGUGGGAUAGCAAAAGCCUUCAAGCAGAAGUACCCAGCCGCAUACAACAUCUACCACUCCCAUUGCCAAAAAUACAAAUUCAGCCCAGAGUACCUAGUAACUUCAGAUCCACCAAACCAGCCAAACAAUGCCCAAUCAUCUACCAGAAACAAAGAAAUUCAACUACCAGAAGGCACAGCUCUGAUCAUCCCGCCUCAGGAAAAAGACUACAAGGACAAAGACAAGAAACACUGGAUCAUCUGCUUGUUCACGUCACGUAAUUAUGGGAAGAGGGUCAGUCCGCCUGAUGUCAUUAUUCGGAAUACUGAGCUUGCUGUCGCGGACAUGGUGAGGCAGAUUCAUAGACUUCGGGCUGAAGAGUCGGGGAUUGGGGAGCUUUGGUCGUGUCGGUUUAAUUCGGGACUGUUUGGUGUUGAGUGGGUGCUCUCGAAGAGGGUUUUGGAAGAGUCGGGGUUGGAUUUUGUUGUUGUGAGACCUGUGGAUGAGGAUGAGUGA